AUGUUCUCAGCGAUAGAAGAAGGAGACGAAAUCGUUCCUCAAGGCUUCGGAAGCAUUAUGCAAGGAAUUGGUAGAGGUAUUUGGCGAGGUGUUAAAGGUGUUGGGCGUUUCUUUCAAGGAGCACUUGGAUCGAUAGAAGACGGAGACGAAAUCGUUCCUCAAGGUUUGGGAGGCUUUUUCAGAGGACUUGGUAGAGGUAUUGUGCAAGGUUUCAAAGGUGCUGGGCGUUUAAUUCAAGGAACACUUGGAGCAUUGCCACCAGUGAAUAUCAACUAUAUGCCUAUGACAUCUGGAGGAUCAUAUGGAUCUGGAUAUGGUCAAGGAUAUCCACAGCAAGGAUACUAUCCACAGCAAGGAUAUCCACAGCAAGGGUACUAUCCACAAGGAUACGGAUACUAAUGAGCUAGUACUGAUGUGAUAUCAUUCUGUUGAGCUAGAACAGAAGAAGUAUAAA
This is a messenger RNA of Cylicocyclus nassatus, 454 nucleotides long. NCBI's taxonomy places the organism in Eukaryota, Metazoa, Nematoda, Chromadorea, Rhabditida, Strongylidae. The record is from the annotation of a GenBank genome assembly.